Messenger RNA from Bicyclus anynana (squinting bush brown), 1550 nucleotides. RefSeq names its product transcriptional activator protein Pur-alpha (gene Pur-alpha). Lineage: Eukaryota; Metazoa; Arthropoda; Insecta; Lepidoptera; Nymphalidae. The transcript has 9 exons. Gene Ontology annotation, cellular component: nucleus. Gene Ontology annotation, biological process: regulation of transcription by RNA polymerase II. The coding region runs from base 545 to 1405 and encodes 286 amino acids. The record is from RefSeq and is a predicted model, not a curated record. Gene Ontology annotation, molecular function: DNA-binding transcription factor activity, RNA polymerase II-specific; RNA polymerase II transcription regulatory region sequence-specific DNA binding; purine-rich negative regulatory element binding.
UCGGCCUCGCCGCCCGAAGCGCCUCGCCCUCCACCCCAGGCGUGCGCAGCUCGCUCGGAGCCCCAUAGGUUAUUACAAAUCCACCCCAGGUGUCACAUUCCUUUGUUCCCAAGUGGUGAGUGAUCAGUGUCGGAGUGCUGUGCUAGUGUGAUCGUGAUCAGUGCUGGUGUGUGCCGAGGAAGUGAGCUCACAGAGCUAAUGUUGCGUAUUUUGGCAAAACAUCUAUAAUCAAUAUUUUGCAAGACAAAGGAAAUGUCUAUUGUUACAAUCAGUGGCAUUAAGAAACAAUUUAUUGAUUGAAAGUAAUAAUGAAGACAAUAGAGACAUGUCACAGACUGCAGUUGACAUGUGCAGUUCCAGCCCACACCUACAAGGAAUGUUGACUAACUUGACAAAUACUGCAACUAUUGACACUUGGGAGAGAGAAUAUUAAGUGCAAAACAAAUAAUUGUGUGUUUAUAAGCAAUUGUUGUGCAAUUAGUUGGUGAAAGUGUGCAGCAACUGCUGAGGCUGCGGGGAAGCGAGUAAGUGGUAACAGCUGACGAUGACAGAAUAUCAUGGUCAAGGCAUGGACGCGGGUGGAAAUAAUUUUGACUCCGGUCAACAGCCACAGGAGCAGGAGCUGGCGACGAAGAUGCUGCAGAUACAGUCAAAGAGGUUCUACCUCGACGUGAAGCAGAACCGGAGGGGGAGGUUCAUCAAAGUUGCGGAGAUCGGCGCGGACGGGCGGCGCAGCCAGAUCUUCCUGGCGAUGUCGACGGCGGCGGAGUUCCGCGACCACCUGUCCACCUUCAGCGACUUCUACUCGUCGCUGGGCCCGCCCAACCCCGACAACGUGCCCGACGACGGCAAGCUCAAGUCGGAGAUGAUGCUCAAGGACAACCGCCGCUACUACCUGGACCUGAAGGAGAACUCCCGCGGGCGCUUCCUCCGCGUGUCGCAGACGAUCACGCGUGGCGGGCCGCGGUCCCAGGUGGCGCUGCCGGCGCAGGGCAUGAUCGAGUUCCGCGACGCGCUCACCGACCUGCUCGACGACUUCGGCACCGACGACGGCGGGUUCAAGGGCGAGCUGCCCGAGGGCCGGCACCUGCGCGUCGACAACAAGAACUUCUACUUCGACAUCGGCCAGAACAACCGCGGCAUCUACAUGAAAGUCAGCGAGGUGGUACCAUCGUUGCAACAGGUGAAGAGCAACUUCCGCACGGCGAUCACUGUCCCCGAGAAGUGCUGGACGCGCUUCCGCGACAUCCUCGCCGACUACUGCGACAAGAUGAACCGCGCGCACUCCGACUCGGCCGACCACCACCAGGGCGCGGCGGUGGCGGGGCCGUCGGGCGUCCCGCGGGCCGGCAGCGCGCAGCCCGCGAGAGACGUGGAGCCAUUCGCGGCGGGCUCGCGGAUUUGAUGCGACAGCGUGCCGCACUGAGCGCGCCGCGGUGCCGCGUGUACAUAGCGCGCCGCCCGCGCCACACCACCCUCGGACCGUGUAAAUACGUGCACCGCGGGCGGCGCUCGGCACCCUUCGACCGUGUAAAUACGUGCACAUCGGG